Prorocentrum cordatum is the source of this 306-nucleotide messenger RNA. Lineage: Eukaryota; Dinophyceae; Prorocentrales; Prorocentraceae. The record is from the annotation of a GenBank genome assembly.
GGAUGGACCAUUGCGUCGACGUGCGGCCUUGCAAUCCAAUAUGCGAACAUCGGGCCGCUCAUCUACCGCCUCUCCCGCACGAGCUUUGAGAUCUUAUCCGUCGCGGUGUAUGGCAUAUUGGCCGUCGGUGUUUUGAGCAUGGCGUCGUUGGCCUGCUUCUGGGACGUGACCACGGAGAUCAUGGGAUCACGCUGCUGCAUCAUGCUAAUGUUCCUUACGUUCAUCGCCAUCGCCGAGUUGCAAACGGGCCAGGCGCAGCGGGUGUUCAGCCUGGUGGAGGUGCUGCAGGCGUUCAGCCUUUCGGAG